GUAGACCCAAAAAUCAAUCUUUUGGUAGCCUUUUCAUCUCUCUUGCAUCACAAGUAAACCUCUCACCAUUCAUUUCCACACAGCACUGAAACUCGAGCAUUUUCUCUCUCAAAUCCCAUUUCCCUAGCUAAAAGGUUCAAAAUUCCACAACAACAACAACAAAAGACCUAUUUUGUUGAAUCUUUUCUCUUUGAUAUAUCUUCUCUAAAUUAAAGUGAUUAGGGCAAACUUCUACAUAGCAUGGGCUACAUCUCCAGCAACAACCUCAUCAACUAUUUGCCCCUCUCUACUACUCAACCUCCUCUUCUUCUCCCACACUGUGAUAUUAACGGCAAUGAUCACUAUCAGCUCAUCAGUGCAUCAUCAGGAGAACUCGAUGAUUAUCGGAAAAAUAACAUUCCUGCGACGGCGACUUCGAGAUGGAAUCCGACACCCGAGCAGAUCACGACGCUGGAAGAGCUUUACAGGAGCGGAACACGGACACCUACGACGGAACAUAUCCAACAGAUAGCAGCUAAGCUUCGUAAAUAUGGGAGAAUCGAAGGGAAGAACGUUUUCUAUUGGUUUCAGAAUCAUAAGGCUAGAGAGAGACUGAAACGACGCCGCCGUGAAGGAGGUGCGCUUAACAAGCCACAUAAAGACGUCAAGGAUUCAUCAUCAGGUGGUUGUUAUCGAGUUGAUCAGACAAAGAGCUGCCCAUCUUUUCCACACACAAACCCACAGCCACAGCAUGAAUUAGAUCCUGCGAGUUACAAUAAAGACAACAAUGCUAAUAAUGAAGAUCAUGGGACGGCUGAAGAAUCUGAGAGGGCAUCAGAGGAUGGUAAAGACGCCACGUGGAGAAAUCUUGUUACUUGGUCGAUAACUCAAGAACCUGCAGGAGAGAUUAAUAUUGACCAAAAUGUCAACGGAGAAGGACAAGAAGAAACGAGGGAGAUUCGAACUUUAGAUCUCUUUCCGGUUAAAGAGAACCAAGAGAAAACAGGCCGGUUUACAGAGAAGACGAAAGCAAAUCAAAUGUGUUGCAAUUACUGUUACUACUACGAGUUCAUGCCUCUGAAGAACUGAAACAAAAACUCAUGUGUGAGUAAUAAAUAGGACAAAGGGAUUUAAUGAAGGUUCUACUUGUUGUUUUGUCCACAAAUGGUAAGUGAUGUGUUCUUAUUUCUUAGAUAGAAGAGAAGAGUUUGAAGAUGGAGACGUGUAGUAAAUGUUAGGAGCGUUU
Messenger RNA from Arabidopsis arenosa, 1225 nucleotides. The record is from the annotation of a GenBank genome assembly. Lineage: Eukaryota; Viridiplantae; Streptophyta; Magnoliopsida; Brassicales; Brassicaceae.